AUGGCGGCCUCCAUCCUCCCCGGCCUGAUCUCAGGUGCCGCAUUCGGCGCAGCCCUGGCGGGUGCGGGAGUAUAUCAGCCGUCGGUCAUCAUGGCACAGCUUGAGCUGGAAGACUUCCACAUGUUGCAAACCCUACUGACGGCCACAGCUGGGAGUGCUGUCCUUGCAUCCCUCCUCCAGGGCCUGGGAUACGUGAAGCUCAGCCCGCGCAGCUUCUCGUCGUUCAACCUCGUCGGCUCGGCAGACGCCAACGUCGUUGGAGGCGCCCUUCUCGGCGGCGGCAUGGCCCUGGCCGGCUCCUGUCCGGGAACGGUGGCGACGCAGAUCGGGCUUGGCAUCCCGUCGGGAUACUGGACGCUCGUCGGCGGCGUGGCGGGUGGCAUCGUCUGGACGGGAUUCUUGCGGCCGUGGAUGGCUCGUCGCAACGCCCAGGAGCCCGCCAAGACGGCCGGGGAGAAGCCGUGUCUGACGCUCCACGAGUGCGUCGGGGUGAGCCCACGGGUUGGGUUGGUCGUCUUUGAGGCGCUGGCCGCCGCCGCCAUCGGGGCGGCGCUGAACGUCAACACUCUGAGCGGCAACGCCGGCACCCGGCGGCAGAUGGAGCCGGUAGUGGGCGGGUUACUGAUCGCCGGGGCACAGCUCGUCUCGCUGCUCGUCCGCCGGUCGAUGUUGGGGACGUCGACCGUCUUUGACGAGCUCGGCGACCUUUUCUGGUGGGCUGUUUCCGGCGGGCAGAGGCCAAAGUCGAUGAGCGCGCUGGUGUUCGUCAGCGGCAUCAUUCUCGGAUCUGCCGCCCUGGCGAGGGCGCUGCCCACGGCUUUGGCUGGCACCGGGCUCAGCGGCGUGUCGGCCACGAGGGCCGCGCUGGGCGGCUUCGCCAUGGCCGUCGGGUCCAGGGUUGCGGGCGGCUGCACGGCGGGCCAUGGUAUCAGUGGCAUGUCGCUCAUGUCGGUGUCGAGCAUAAUAACGGUCGCGUCGAUGUUUGUCUCUGGUGUUGCGGUUACCAAAGCAUUGUCUUUUUGA
Messenger RNA from Pyricularia pennisetigena, 1023 nucleotides. RefSeq lists its product as uncharacterized. The transcript has 2 exons. Gene Ontology annotation, cellular component: plasma membrane. Lineage: Eukaryota; Fungi; Ascomycota; Sordariomycetes; Magnaporthales; Pyriculariaceae. Bases 1 to 1023 code for a protein of 340 amino acids. The record is from RefSeq and is a predicted model, not a curated record.